Messenger RNA from Lathyrus oleraceus (garden pea), 2046 nucleotides. RefSeq names its product protein NRT1/ PTR FAMILY 1.2. Gene Ontology annotation, biological process: transmembrane transport. Gene Ontology annotation, molecular function: transmembrane transporter activity. NCBI's taxonomy places the organism in Eukaryota, Viridiplantae, Streptophyta, Magnoliopsida, Fabales, Fabaceae. Bases 113 to 1873 code for a protein of 586 amino acids. The transcript is spliced from 3 exons. Gene Ontology annotation, cellular component: membrane. The record is from RefSeq and is a predicted model, not a curated record.
AAUUUUAUGGUUUUUAAAUUUUAGAAAAGAGAAAACUGUUUAUAAAAAGCUAAUAAAACCAUUUGUAUAAAAACGGUUGCAAUUCGCAACAAUCAUUGACAGCACUUGUAUCAUGAAAAUGGACAAGGAAGUUGAACAUUCUUCAGUUUUUGAAAUCUCACAGCAAUCAGAAAGACGCAAGGGUGGUCUUAUCACCAUACCUUUCAUCAUUGCGAAUGAAGCACUUGCGAGAAUGGCUAGUUUGGGAUUAUUACCUAACAUGAUAACCUAUUUGAUGGGAAGUUACAGACUUCAUCUUGGAAAAGCUACUCAGAUUCUUCUCUUAUCUUCUGCUGCCAGUAAUUUCACACCUGUUGUUGGUGCUUUUAUAGCAGAUUCUUAUUUAGGUCGUUUCCUCGGCGUUGGAUUAGGUUCUGCUGUGACUUUUCUGGGAAUAACACUGCUGUGGUUAACAGCCAUGUUCCCACAAGCAAGGCCCCCUUCAUGUAACCAUCAAACUGGAGGCUGUAAAUCAGCAACAAAAGGUCAAAUGGCAGUGUUACUCUCCGCGUUCGGUCUAAUGUCGAUUGGAAAUGGUGGUCUUUCGUGUUCUUUAGCAUUUGGUGCUGACCAAGUGAAUAGAAAAGAUAAUCCAAAUAACCAUAGAGUUUUGGAAAUUUUCUUCAGUUGGUAUUAUGCUUUCACAACUUUUGCUGUCAUAAUUGCUCUCACUAUAAUUGUAUAUAUUCAAGAUCAUCUUGGAUGGAAGAUCGGUUUCGGUGUUCCCGCAGCACUCAUGCUUUUAUCUACUCUCUUAUUCUUUCUAGCUUCUCCUCUUUAUGUUAAGAUUACAAAAAGAACCACUUUGUUCACUGGUUUUGCUCAAGUAACUGUUGCUGCUUUUAAGAACAGAAAUUUUCAGUUACCUUCUCAGAACUCAGCUGAAUUUUACCAUCACAAUAAAGACUCAGAUCUUGUUGUUCCAACUGAUAGACUAAGGUUUAUGAAUAAAGCAUGUGUUAUUAAGGAUCAUGAGCAAGAUAUAGCAUCAGAUGGUUUCGCGAUAAAUCCAUGGAGUCUAUGCACAGUAGAUCAAGUAGAAGAACUAAAAGCCCUUGUUAGAGUUAUUCCGUUGUGGUCAACAGGGAUCAUGAUGUCCCUUAACAUUGGAGGAUCAUUUGGAUUGCUUCAAGCUAAAUCCUUAGACAGACAUAUCACCUCACACUUUGAAGUUCCAGCAGGAUCUUUUAGCGUUAUCUUGGUAGGUGCAAUAUUUAUAUGGAUUGUUUUGUAUGAUCGCGUUCUUAUUCCUCUAGCAUCAAAGAUAAAAGGGAAACCAGUGAGGAUAAGUCCAAAGACAAGAAUGGGAAUAGGGUUGUUUAUAUCUUUUCUUCAGUUGGUAACUGCGGCGACUUUUGAGAGUAUAAGGAGAAAGAAAGCAAUCAAAGAAGGAUACUUGAAUGAUCCUCAUGGAGUGUUGAAAAUGUCUGCAAUGUGGCUUGCGCCUCAACUUUGUUUGGGUGGUAUAGCGGAUGCAAUCAAUGCUAUAGGCCAAAAUGAAUUCUAUUACACAGAGUUUCCAAGGAGUAUGUCUAGUAUUGCCACUUCCCUCAGUGUAUUAGGAAUGGCCGUAGGAAACUUGUUAUCUUCUUUUGUAUUCAGCACUAUAGAAAACGUUACUUCAAGAGGAGGAAAACAAGGGUGGAUUAAUGAUAAUAUUAACAAGGGUCGUUUUGACAAGUACUAUUGGGUUAUAGUUGGACUUAGUGCUCUUAAUUUAAUGUAUUAUUUAGUAUGCAGUUGGGCUUAUGGACCUACUGUUGAUCAAGUAUCUAAGGCAACUCCUGAAGAAAAUGGCUCCAAGGAGGAAGAGUUAAAGAGUGAAAGUUCUUAAUUAAUAGGAAAUGACGUGAUUCAUCCUCAAAUUGGAUAGCCUUUUUCCUGUUUGUUUUGAUGGGUAUAUGAAUGAUUUGUGAUUUCGCAAAUGUACUAAAUAUGUUAUAUUGUGCUGAGUGCUAUUAUCUUAACUGUGGAAGAAAAUUAUUAAAGUUAGUAUUGGAUUUUAUA